This is a messenger RNA of Pogona vitticeps (central bearded dragon), 4075 nucleotides long. The record is from RefSeq and is a predicted model, not a curated record. NCBI's taxonomy places the organism in Eukaryota, Metazoa, Chordata, Lepidosauria, Squamata, Agamidae.
CUACAAAACAAAAAGGAAAUUCACUUUAGUUCCCUGAAUGACAGCCAAGAGAAAAGGCAAGGGGAACAGGACUAUGUUGACUCCAUGGACUCUGGCCCACAAGGAAAUGCAACCCCAGCAGAUCCUCCCUUCUGUUUCACCAACCUUUAACCCAACCUUUUCCCUUCACACUGCAGCUGUCCUUGGCUGCUGUUGAUGCUGCCUGCUUACCUGCGAGUAAACCAGGAAGGCACUGUGGACCGAAUGAGCAUAUUUUAAGAACUGCACGAUUGUAUUAAAGAGGCCUGAACUGAGAAAUAGAGGCCAUCAUCUUGAGGUUGGGAUGAACAUUUGCAAUAAACCUCCUAACAAGACAGCACCGGAAAAGAAUGACGAGACAACUCUUGAGGUCCAUUUCCAGUGUGCCCGGAGAAAUGGCUGGAGUUGGCCUCCACAUCCUUUCCAGUUUGUGACCUGGCUGCUGUUUCUCUUGUAUGCAGUGAUUGGCUUUGGCAUCCUUGUGCCACUCCUCCCUGUUCACUGGGUUCCUGCUGGGUACAUUUGUCCCGGAGUUUUUUUCCUCUACCAUCUAAUUGUCCAUCUGACAGCAGUUUCGAUUGACCCAGCUGAUGACAGUGUGCGACAGAAGAAUUACCAGGGGCCUCUCACCACAUUCAGUCGGAGCCAACAUGCUCAUGUUAUUGAAAACCGCCACUGUCAUAUCUGUGAUGUUGAUGUGAGUUCCAAAUCGAAGCACUGUGGGACCUGCAAUAAGUGUGUUUGUGGAUUUGACCAUCACUGCGUGUGGCUCAACAACUGUGUAGGACAAAGAAACUAUUGGCUCUUCCUGAAUAGUGUGAUAUCUGCCAUCUGUGGUCUUCUCCUAAUCCUGCUCAUCGCUUCCUAUGUCUUUGUGGAGUUUUUCCUUAAUCCCAUGAAGUUGCGCACUGACCAGCACUUUGAAGGCUUGAAGAAUCAGACAGACUUGUGGUUUGUGUUCCUUCCUGCUGCUCCCAUUGAGACUCAAGCAGCAGCCAUUUUGGUAUUGGCUGGGGUCCUGAUUCUCUUGGGACUGGUGACUCUGAUCCUUUUGGGCCAUCUGCUGAUCUUCCACAUUUAUCUCAUGUGGCAUAGAAUGACCACCUAUGAAUACAUUGUGCAACGGCGUCCCCCACAGGAGACAAAGGAUCCUGACAAGCAGCCAGAAUCUUGCCCUCCCCAAGUGAGGCCGAUUCAGGAAAUACAGUUCUAUACAGGAAGUCUUGGAUAUACCAAUCCUGAAAUCCAAAUAGAGGACUCUUCAGGGUUAACAUCUGGGAAGGACCUACCCAAAUUUUGCAUCCGCAGUGAUGGUUCAGAGGACAAGCUUAUUCUAUCCCCUGAGUUUCCAGAGGUGCAUGAUGGAGACCAGCCGCAGCUGAGGAAGAAGAAAAAGAAGAAGAAGUUACAUAGGGUCCCCUCUGUGUUGGAAGAAAGAUCACAGACAGGUGCUGCUCCACAUUCCUCUCCUUUUCCAGCCUUACAGCCAGAAUUAUCCAUCACGACUACCAACUCUUCAACGUCAUCCUCUUCCAGCCUUCACCUCCCUGUAUCAACUGUCUCUGCCAAAAUGGUCACAGGCAGCAAUGGUCCAGUUUUAGCUGCAGGUCCUCCAUCUGACUACCAUUCUGAGUCUGCAGAGUCCAUGGAUGAGAUUCCUGUAGCACAGACACGCCUGGGGAGCAGUGCUCCGAAUACAGCUUUCAAGAACAGUGCUCGGCAUCCUCCUUUCCCUGCCGCCCGUUCCAAAGGGAGCGGGGAGAAGCACCAAAAUGCUGGUUGCGUAGAAAAAAGCAGGAAAUGUCAACUGCCCACAGCAGGGCAGCGGAGGGAAGAACUCGAACUCUCUCAUAAGAUCCCAGAUGUGUUUGUGAGCAAAAGCAGUGGAGACCUGCCUGUCCACAAUCCCUGGUCUAGGGAAACAUCAUCUGAACCAUCUCACAGAAAAUGCUCCAGCAAGCGGCAUAUGGCAGCCAACCAGGACUCCCUCAUCUGGGACUCAAGUGCCAGUUCAACAGCAGGAUAGGCAUUUGAUGUCCUAAAAGCCAUAAUGGCAGAGAGAGAAGGAGGGACCCGUGUGGCUCAGUUACUCUCCAAAUAUACUCCUUUUCAAGGGUUUUUAACACUGAGUAUUCUGUCUCACUCUCUGGCGUUGACUAGCAGAUGUUGGGUUGCCUUCCUUUUGUGGAUGGGGAAAUAGAUUUAUUCCUUCACGUAUGUUCCUCCUGUGGCUAAGUUAUUUUGCCUUUUGUAGGGCAGCCAGGGAUAGAAAGCUGGUUACAGGUGAAGUGUCUUCCUGUGCAUUUUGUACCAUGAGUUCUAAGGUUUCAGUGCUGAAACCUUGGAGAUGUCUGAAUCCUUAUUACAAGCUCAUAUCAAGUAAGUAAAUGCCCUUUGCUUAACAUGGCAUUUCCCACUACAAGUGCAGGAGCAGGUGACACCUUUAAUCAGCCAUCGAGAAUACAAAACAAAAACAAAAGUAGUGAGGUUUUGGCCCAUAUUUUAAAACAGGGGACAUUCACAGGCAAUUAAAGGUAUCACCUGCUCCUGCAUUUGUAUUGUUUCCACAACCAUGUGGCCUUUUCCUGAUUUUUCCAUGGCAUUUCCCAGGCUGAGUGCAUCUGUGUGUGCCAAAAGCACCUGCAUCAAAUCUACUGUACACCAACAGGAUUUGGAAGAGUGCUAGUCAUCCAGGAGUAAUGAUUAUCUGGAAAAAGACUGCUUGGUCUUGUGUUCUUGUGAAAUGGAAAGUGCAGAGGCUCAGAUCCCAAACAGGUCUUUCCUCUUCUGUGAUGAUGUGUGUGUGCCUCGGAAGGCAAGCUUACUUUUUAAAAAUGCUGGAUUCAAAGAUCAGAGGCAGUAAUUUUCCUUAUUUAUGUGCUUUUGUUAAUACAAGGCAGUCGUUCUCAACCUUGAUUCCCCAGUUAUUCUGGGCCUCCAGCUCCCAAAGCCAGCAUUACCAGCGGUCAGAGAUUCUUUGAAUUGAAAUCCGUCCAAGGAAGACCUGGUAAGCCUUCACAGGUUUUUUUUCUCCUUUUUCCUGCAGGGGAAGAGACUAGCCCAGCAUGGGCAAGUUCUUCUUGUUUGCUCCAGAGACAAGACUAAUAGGUCAACCUUGUUGAGUUCACUUUCCCUGACUGAGCGUGCACGGGCCUAUUUCCAGUUUGGCCUACCUCCAGAGUGCAGAGGUUCAUCUGACCAGUCUCAGAGUUUUGUAGGGGAUUUUUCUGCCACAGCAGCUGGGUCUAAGAGCUUCUUCCUCCCCUCAUCCCCAGUGAAGGGUUCCUCUUUAUGUGCAGACUUCUACCAGUAGUGUAGAGGGUUUGAGGUUUGGGGGCCCUCAUGGGUAUAAUUAUCCCUAUAAAAAUUGCAUGCAAAGAAAACAUAUGCCAGAAAUUCAACUUUUGCAUCAGUUCAAGGGCAUAGCUGAUUCUCAUAUGGCCACUUCAUGAGAAUUGCUGUUCUAAAACUGCAGAUGGAGACAAUUGACUCAGGUUCUGUAGAGGGCAUGAUGAUACUUAGGAAUGGUCAGAUUUUCCAAGUAUUUCUAGUCAUGAACCUGCAGGAGGGACACAUUUUGGCAUUCUGAAGACAAACUUCAAGAAACUUGAAAGGACACUUUUCACAUUUGGAUGCAAUCCUUGGAUCCAAAUUGGAACUCCAACUCCAGUCCAUUAGAGCAGAGGUCUGCGGCCCGGUGUUUGUCCAUGGCCUGAGCCGGACUGGGCCACGGGGACAGACCUGCUGCCCCACCCCCCGCAUGCAGUCACCCCUGCACAGCUGAUUUGCGCAUGUGCGUGCACUCCAGCACACCCGUGUGAGCGCCAUGCCACUGUUUGCACAUGCGCACAAGUGAGCACGUGCCCAUAUGAGCACUGCACUGCCAUUUGCACAUGCACAUGAGCGAGCACCCACACAAGCCCUGAACCACCAUUUGCAUGUGUGUGUAUACGCAAACGAACGCGAGGAGGUUCUCCAGGCAGUCCAUGGGGUGAAAAAGGUUGGGGACCCCUGCAUUAGAGCACUCACCAUCUUCUAUUGUUGUACUGCUCUAACA